This is a messenger RNA of Stylophora pistillata, 2077 nucleotides long. RefSeq names its product N-lysine methyltransferase KMT5A-A. NCBI's taxonomy places the organism in Eukaryota, Metazoa, Cnidaria, Anthozoa, Scleractinia, Pocilloporidae. Gene Ontology annotation, molecular function: histone H4K20 methyltransferase activity; transcription regulator activity; protein binding. Gene Ontology annotation, biological process: regulation of transcription by RNA polymerase II; regulation of DNA damage response, signal transduction by p53 class mediator. The record is from RefSeq and is a predicted model, not a curated record. Gene Ontology annotation, cellular component: polytene chromosome; nucleus.
UAAAGGAAAGACAUUAGGCGGUACUUAAAUUCGUCAGAAAGGCAUUACAUAUGGAGGAAUAUCUAAUUAGCCUACAGGGAGGAACAGCAAAACAAUUGGUCUCAGCAUGCCGUAUCAUUCCACAAUCCCGUGAACAAAAUGUUUGAUAAAAAGCAAUGGUGUGAGAAGAUUCAAACAGAGAUAGUAAGCAGUGAAUUGCCAGAAGAAGCCAAUAAACUUAAAUCAGUGGUCGCUAGUGUUCAAGGAAUGGAAAGUAUGAAUGACAAGUCACCAACAAAGCAAGAAAAGGGGAACAAAAGUGAAAUAUCUCCACCAGCCACACAAGGGAAAUGUACUGACACUAAAGGACAGAAAUUACUGAGUAAGAAUGAUCGCAAAAACUCAUGUGGGACAGAGACUAAUUCGCAGGAAUAUGAACCUACAGAAAGUGACACAGUAAAGCCAGGGGAGAGAAAGACUGGUGAAAAAGACAAAGCUUUGCCUAAAGAUUCUAAAAAACCACCUACAGAAAGAGAAAUAGGUAAUAAAUCUAUUGAAGUGGAGGAAAGAACAAAGAAGCAAGCAUUUGAUCUGUUAAAAUGGAAAAAUAGUCCACCUACACAAGUCAAAGAGAAAAAGAAGAGAGUCAAGAAAAAAGAAGUGAAGCAGUCACGACAAAGUGAGGUGUCUGAGUAUUUUCCUGUUAGGAGAAGUGAUCGCAAAAGCAAAUCAGUUCUACAGAGUGAAAAACAAAAAGCUUUGGAGGAGGCCCUGUUAUCAGGCAAAGAGGAAGGUCUAGAGGUACAAGAAGUUGAGGGUAAAGGCAGAGGUGUGUUUGCCAAAAGAAACUUUGCAAGAGGACAAUUUGUGUGUGAAUAUGCUGGUGAACUUAUUAGUUAUGAAGCUGCAAAGGAACGAGAGAAGUUCUAUGAAGGAAAGACAGAAUUUGGAUGUUACAUGUAUUAUUUUAACUUCAAGGACAAAAAGUACUGUGUUGAUGCUACGAAAGAAAGUGGAAGAUUGGGCCGGCUUUUGAAUCACAGCAGAAUGGAAGCCAAUUGUGUAACAAGGCUGGUGUCAAUCAAAGACAGACCUCACCUAAUACUGGAAACAAACAGAGAUGUCAAAGCGGGAGAAGAGCUUCUCUACGAUUAUGGAGAAAGAAGCAAAGCCGUCCUUCAAUUUCAUCAAUGGUUAAAGAGCUAGUACAGAUAUUCUGAAUGCUGGGUACCCAGUCACUUUGCAAAUAACCAACUUGACAAAACCAUUGGUCAAGUUGCCCCCUUGCUUACCCUAGCACUUCUUGUUUUUGUUUUUUUUUUAUGGCAGAGUAACAAUGCUACAAUACAUCAUGAGAACUUACAUUACAUUACAUCAAACUGUACAAUUUUUGGUAAGCUAUAUAUGUUAUGAAAUGAGAGGUUAAGUAUUUUUGAUUAGGAACAUUUGUUAAAAAGAAGUGUAGAGGAACAUACCCAUAAUAUAUUUUAAACCGAAAUAAACAUUCUGACAGUAAGACUUCCUCAAAUGUGCUGAGGGGGAAUUGACCAGUAGUGUCAGCAAGUUGACUAAUAGUGUCGGCAAGUUGACAUGUCAGCUAUGUGACAGAUAACCCUUAAGGGUCAGAUGACUGAAGAACUGACUCAAAUUCUGUGGUGGGAGCAGCUUACAGCUACGAAUGAACUUGAUAUCAGUUACCACCUUUUUAACAGAUUGUCAGACUGGAGUACAUGUGAAGUAUGCUCACUCUCUUGAAGUUUCUCAUUUACAACUCUGAGAAGCAGCAACAGAGGUCUUGUUAUGAUCAUAAUUUCUGUGAAAUUGUUUAAAAAUGAUUGUAUCGAAUUUACUUCAUUUGUGAUAAUUUUUGUUUUUGAAAGAACUUUUUUUGCAUCAUCAAAUUAAAGGGGAUGACCUCUUAAGGUUUAAAAAUGGAAAAAGUGUAGUCAGGAGAUGUCAUGAGUUUUGUUUCAAAAAUAACAACAGUCAGAGGCAACCAAUUUCUAUAAAACCUCUUAAGGUUUCUUUGUCCAUUAUUUGCAGCACAAAUUUAUCACUUGCCCCUUUCAAAUUUGUACACACCUAUUCAUGUACAGCA